Cornus florida is the source of this 2870-nucleotide messenger RNA. Its product is annotated as protein ENHANCED DISEASE RESISTANCE 2-like. The coding region runs from base 121 to 2373 and encodes 750 amino acids. The transcript has 22 exons. Gene Ontology annotation, molecular function: lipid binding. The record is from RefSeq and is a predicted model, not a curated record. Lineage: Eukaryota; Viridiplantae; Streptophyta; Magnoliopsida; Cornales; Cornaceae.
GAGUCCCCAUACAGCUCAUUACCUUUCCAAUUUUGUUCGGUCUCGCACAAUCCUCUUUUCUAGAGAGAGAAAGUGACUGAUAAAGAUUAAAGAAGAAGAAGAAGAAGAAGAAGAAAUAAUAUGUUGUCGUCGGUGUUGAAUAAAAUGAAGAGCGGAGGAGGAUCGCCGGAGAGUGGAGGAUCCGAGAGCGGAUCGGACGAUAGAAGCGGAGUGCAGGAGUCCUUCGGCUGGGUUUUUCAUUUAGGCGUCAAUUCAAUCGGUCACGAGUUCUGUCACCUUCGCUUCCUCUUCAUUCGUGGCAAAUUCGUCGAGAUGUACAAACGCGAUCCUCACGAAGACCAUGGGAUUAAACCUAUUAGGAGGGGCGUUGUUGGGCAUACACUGAUGGUGGAAGAGUUAGGACGCAGAAAGGUCAAUCAUGGUGAUGUCUAUGUUAUACGGUUUUACAAUCGGUUGGACGAGACAAAGAAGGGAGAAAUUGCAUGUGCUUCAGCUGGAGAAGCUCGUAAAUGGAUGGAAGCAUUUGAUCAUGCCAAACAACAGGCUGAAUAUGAGCUUUCAAGAGGUGGUAGCACAAGAAACAAACUGAACAUGGAGGAUGAGAUCAACCUUGAAGGGCAUCGACCUAGGGUAAGGCGGUAUGCACGUGGUUUAAAGAAGUUAAUAAGAAUCGGGCAAGGUCCGGAGACUCUUAUACGCCAAUCCUCAGGCUUGAGUGCUAAUGUUAGAACUGAUGGAUACUUUGAAGGAGAUUCUGAAGAUGUAAUUGAUGCACAUGAAUGGAAAUGUGUCUGUACAAUAAAUGGUGUUAGAAUCCUCGAGGAUGUGGUCAACUCUAAGAAUGGUAAAGGUGUACUUGUGAAGGCUGUUGCUGUUGUUGGUGCAAGUGCAGAUACUGUUUUUGAGGUGGUUCUGAACCUUGAUCGACAUCAGAGAUAUGAGUGGGAUACAUUGACAGGUGACUUGGAGUUACUUGAUUCCUUAAAUGGCCAUUAUGAUGUUGUCUAUGGGAUGUUUGAUCCAAGAUAUCUAACUAGAUGGCAUUCUAAGAGGGAUUUUGUCUUCUCUAGGCAGUGGUUUCGCGGACAAGAUGGAACAUAUACAAUAUUGCAAUUUCCAACUGUGCAUAAGAAGCGACCUCCAAAAUCUGGAUACCGACGUAUAAAAAUUAACCCUUCUACAUGGGAGAUCAGAAAUUUUAACACAUCCCAUGGUUCAACUGCCGCGAGCUGCCUUGUGACACUAACACUGGAGUUGCAUUCUGUUGGCUGGAGUAGAUGGAAGAAUAAUCAAUGCUCAAAGUUCGAAAAGACUGUUCCUUAUGCAUUGUUGAACCAAGUUUCAGGUUUGAAGGCAUAUAUUGGAGCUAGUCCUGCACUCUCAUUUGAGUCUUCAACCACCGUUGUCCAUUCAAAAAUUUCUGAUAUUUCUGCAUCCAAUAGUGAAUAUGAUGAUGCAGAAGUAGCGGAUGAGUUUUAUGAUGCAAUUGCUGCUGAUUCAUCAUCAGAAGAUGAUGACAGUGAUAACGAGAUAGAGCUCGAUAGUAAGAGCAAAAAAGUUAAGUUGAAGAAUGUGUCAUGGGCCAUUGCAAGCUUGGCUUUGAGGCGAACUUCAGAUUCAAAAAAGGAAUUAGAUACAACUGUACCUCCAAUCAUUCUUGAUCCAAGCUAUUUUCGUGGUUCGCUGCGCCUUGGGAAGGAUGAGACUGACAAUAACUGUUGGACAUCUCCAAGCGGUACGGGAUUCAUGAUCCGAGGGAAAACUUAUCUGAAAGAUAACUCUAAGGUGACAGGAGGGGAUCCUCUUCUUAAACUCUUAGCCGUUGACUGGUUUAAGGUUGACAAUAGCAUCCCUAAAGUUGCAUUGCAUCCCAGUUCUCUUGUUCAGUCAGAAGCUGGAAAAAGACUGCCAUUCAUUAUCAUCAUCAAUCUCCAGGUUCCAGCAAGACCUAACUACAACCUAGUUCUUUACUAUGCCGCAGACAGGCCUGUAGAUAAGAAUUCGUUGUUGGGUAAAUUUGUUGAUGGGACAGAUGCGUUUCGCAAUUCAAGAUUUAAACUAAUUCCAAGUAUUGUUGAGGGAUAUUGGAUGGUUAAGCGUGCAGUUGGAACAAAAGCUUGCUUAUUAGGGAAAGCGGUAACCUGCAGAUACCUUAGGCAAGACAAUUUUUUGGAGAUUGAUGUGGAUAUUGGCUCAUCAUCCGUAGCAAAAAGUGUGAUCGGUCUAGUCCUUGGAUAUGUGACAAGCAUUGUUGUUGAUCUUGCAAUUUUAAUAGAGGGAAAAGAAGAGGCAGAACUCCCCGAAUACAUUCUUGGAACUGUUCGGCUGAAUCGUGUGAGGCCUGACUCUGCUGUUACGCCACGUGAAAUUUGAGGUUUCAAUUUUUCAACAUUCUUUAAUCAUCGCAGUUUAAUAUGGUUAAUGAUUAUAUAGGACUGGGUCCAUUACAUUGGCGUCCAGAUUCUAGAUUAGUAUAGUUAUACUUGAGAUUGCUUUAUGUUUUACUUAUAAAAAAAAAAAAAAAAAUUAUAUAUAUAAAUAAAUAACACUUUGAGAUCAAUUUCCAGAUUUUUUUAUUAGUAUAUGAGGAACAGCCUUUAUCAUCAGUUGAACUCUGCACCAAGUCUUUGUAUGUUUGCUUGUUUUGUUUGCAAACAAAUAUCGCUUGACCUUUGCUUGAACUUGGCUAGUAUCUGGGCUAUAAUCUUCUAUUAAAUUUGGAUGAUUUGGCCAAGAAUUCUAGCACUUUUUUUUUUUUUUUUGAAAUUAUUAAUAUAGUUUAUGAAAUUAUCUUUAAGAAGUUGUAUAUGUCAAACAAGUGAAUGGGGUUGUAUUUUGGUUUUAUGGAAUGGGUUUAUUGGAUUUUAUUA